Molecule: messenger RNA, 1722 nt
Organism: Gloeophyllum trabeum ATCC 11539
Lineage: Eukaryota; Fungi; Basidiomycota; Agaricomycetes; Gloeophyllales; Gloeophyllaceae
Exons: 7
Coding region: 1-1722 (573 amino acids)
Source: RefSeq, a predicted model, not a curated record
AUGCUCUCAUUGGCGUAUUAUUGCUCCGGCCACGACCGGGAACGCCCUACUAUCCAUAUAAUAUCAUCCGCACCCAUGCAUGUCUUUGCUGACAGUAUUGCUCUCGGGGCUUCGUACCGCAACGCAGACAUAGAUCCUGUAAUCGUCCAACCCUUGGCGUACAGAGUGGAUCGGCAGAAGAGUAUCGAUGUGCUCAAAGCAUUCAUGGACGAGAAGGACAGAAAGGUCGAACAGGAAGUACAAUGGCUUCAGGCGAACCGCAUAGACUGCGUCCUAAGUGACGCUGCCUUCCUCGGCUGCCUUGCAGCCAACGCGGCUUGUAUCCCCUCCGUGCUCAUCACGAAUUUCACGUUCGACUCUGUCUACAGCUUCCUGUCCACGUCCAUCCGCGAGCUCCCAAACACUCACUUUGCCAAUGCCCCCACUCUGCACGCACCUAGCACAAUCUGCGAGUCUGACCAAGGCGUACAGGAUGACCCACUCCCCGAGGAAGUCCUCGCUCCCCUCGUGUCCCAGAUACGAGAAGGAUACAGAUGUGCCGAUCUCCUAUUUCUGCUGCCAGGAAAGAUACCUAUCCCAUCCUUCUUCGUGGAGCCUAGUUUACCCUCGACCAAAUGGGUUGAUCCUCAUACCCGUGCCUUCUACCCGGAGAUAGUUCAGAAUCUGUCGUCCAUAGACAAGAGCCCUCUCCUCCCUUCCAUACCGUUCACUCCUCGCAAUCAAACCCGAGAAGAUAGACCAGCCGCCAGUCCAAAGCCCCUCCAUCGAUCCAUCCGCCAAGCUCCCCUUCUCGUACGAGCGGCAGGACGUGCGAUAUACAACGAAGCCGGCCGACGCGAGCUCCUCACGUCAAUCGGGAUUCCCUCACAUCUCCACGAUCCAGAACAGACAAAGAUCGUAAUCGUCUCUUUCGGCGGCCAGCACUUCAAGAAGCCGCGCAGUCGCACACCCAGCCAAGCCAGCACACCCGCACACAGCCGGCGCACGUCCGAGUUCAAUAUCACGCAGCUCCCCAAGGCGCAUCCACCGCCGGUCCCUCUCCAUGCGGUAAACCUGCAACUGCAGAAUCUACAGCUCAAGGAGGGCAGGGAAGGAGCCAAGGCGAGGAAGCGGAACAACAGAAAGGAUGAAGACACGCCCCCGCUUGCAACACCGUCGCAUAUCCACAUUCCGGGCGCCCCGCCAGUGAAUAAGCCACUCAAUUCCCCGCCGGCUAUGAAGUCCCCGCCCAUAUUCCAAGCAGUUACGAUCCCACCCACUCCCCCGGCGCUGAGCAGGGAACAAAGUAAGGACCCAUACAUGAAUGGCAAUGGCGACAGCACUGGGAACGGGUUCCAUGAGGAGCACCUCGUAGAUCCUGACCAGCUGCCGAAGCUACUGCCCGACGAAUCAUGGGUAGCGAUAGUGUGUGGCGUCUCGUCGCAAUGGGCGAAGGAGGAUGGGGAAGAGCUUCCGCCUGGCUUCUACGUCGCUCCUAGAGACGUCUAUAUGCCGGAUUUGAUGGCGGUUGCGGACGUCCUGCUCGGGAAGCUGGGUUACGGGGCUGUCUCUGAGGCUGUGGAGUCUUGCACUCCCUUUGUCUACGAAAGUGGCAUCGGCGUAGAAUUGUCUGGCGCAUCCUAUGAAGAGGGAGAUUGGGCCACCACACUAGAGGAAGCCUGGUUGAAAGCAAGAGUACAAGAGACCGAAUGGAAGACUGUGACAAUAUGGCUCGGGAACUAA